AUGCAAGAAACAAGGAGUCAAAUAGAUACUGUAAGACGUAUAGCAAACAAUGCACGUACGGGAUUGGAUACUUUACGAGAAGCACAAAAUACACUAAAGGAAGCAAAUGAUAUUCUUGGCUCAGUAUCAGACAUGCAUGAAGAUUGGCUUAAAGGUAUUGACAAAUCUUUAAAAAAUCACAGUCAGUCUAUUGCUGACUACAAGAAAAGUAUAGAUUUUUUACAUAGUGCUAUGGACGUACAUGAUGGAAGCAUAAGGAACUUACUUAAUGCUAACAAUAACUUACCAGGAACUAUUAAAGCAUUUAUAAAGUCCUUUGUAAAACCUGGUGCUCUAACAUUUAGGUCUUUGAGAGCAAGAGCAUUGAAGUCAAGAGAUGCAGAAACUCCAACAGAAACUCCAGAAGAACCACCAAAACCAACAGCUAAUGAAAUAUUGUUCGAAUAUUUUCCAAGGUACUCUGUUCUCAUUGCAUACAUUCAAGAAAUACUUAAGAAAGCAGACUUGACUUUAGGAGAUGAUGAAAGUUCUGUAUAUCUUUCGUUCCAGUUUCAAAUAGCAGAACUUUUGAGACAGAUAUGCUUAAUGUAUGACAACAUCUCUGAUUUCACAAGAUAUGAUGACGACCAUGACCCCGAACACGGUGAAGAAGAAGUUUUACAAACAUCCAUUAAGACAGGAAAGGUUUUAACUCAAAGUCUCAUUAUUGACACCAAAGAUGGCGAAGUGGACGUUCUUCAAGAGCUGAAGAAAAAUACUUCUUCGGGAGGUGGUGGUAGGCAUGAACUUGAAAUAAAUGAGAUAGAAGAGAAAUUAGCCGAAAAAGCAGAUAAAAACCAUGUUCAUUAUAUAAGUUCAGACGAACAGAUUAUAACGGACUACCAUGGAUAUUUAACACAGGAUGAACAAAUAAGCACUGAAGAU
This is a messenger RNA of Trichomonas vaginalis G3, 924 nucleotides long. RefSeq names its product organellar and viral DNA polymerase type B. Lineage: Eukaryota; Parabasalia; Trichomonadida; Trichomonadidae. The annotation marks the transcript as partial. The record is from RefSeq and is a predicted model, not a curated record. The transcript has a single exon.